AUGCAGCCCCCCACCGGCCCCGCGCUGGCCUCUGCCCCCGAGAGCCCGCCGGGGGCGGCCCCGGGCUCGCCGCUGCUCCGCUGGCAGUGGCGGGAGGUGCAGGCGCCCUGCCUGGUGGCGGGCUGGAUCCUGGUGGCGAGUCUGGCCAAGAUCGUGUUCCAGCUGUCCAGGAAGGUGACGUCCGUGGUCCCAGAGAGUUGCCUUCUCAUCCUGCUGGGGCUGGGCCUUGGGGGCAUUGUUCUGGCCAUCGCUAAGAGAGCGGAGUACCAGCUGGAGCCCAGCAUGUUCUUCCUCUUCCUCCUGCCCCCCAUCGUCCUGGACUCGGGCUAUUUCAUGCCUAGCCGGCUGUUCUUUGACAAUCUCGGGGCAAUCCUGACCUACGCAGUGAUUGGCACGCUGUGGAAUUCCUUCGCCACCGGAGCCGCCCUCUGGGGCGUGAAGCAAGCGGGGCUGAUGGACGCGGGCGUGGACGCUGGCCUGAUGGACUUCCUGCUCUUUGGCAGCCUCAUCUCGGCUGUGGACCCUGUGGCGGUGCUGGCCGUCUUCGAGGAAGUCCACAUCAACGAGACCCUCUUCAUCAUCGUGUUUGGGGAGUCCCUGCUGAACGACGCCGUCACCGUGGUGCUGUACAAAGUCUUUAACUCCUUUGUGGAGAUGGGCCCCGCGCAUGUCCAGGCCACAGACUACCUGAAGGGUGUCGCUUCCUUCUUCGUGGUGAGCCUCGGGGGGGCGGCCGUGGGGCUGCUCUUCGCCUUCCUGCUGGCGCUGAUCACCAGGUUCACCAAGCGCGUGCGCAUCAUCGAGCCGCUCUUCGUCUUCCUGCUGGCAUACAUGGCGUACCUCGCCGCCGAGAUGGUCUCGCUCUCCUCCAUCCUCGCGGUCACCUUCUGUGGGAUCUGCUGUAAGAAAUAUGUGGAAGCCAACAUCUCCCGGAAAUCCCGCACCACUGUCAAGUACACCAUGAAAACGCUGGCCAGCAGCUCCGAGACCGUCAUCUUCAUGUUCCUGGGCAUCUCCGCCGUGGACACCUCCAAGUGGGCGUGGGACACGGCGCUGGUGCUGGGCACCCUGCUCUUCAUCCUGCUCUUCCGGGCCGUGGGUGUCGUCCUCCAGACCUGGGUGCUCAAUCGCUUCCGCCUCACGCCGCUGGACCGCAUCGACCAGGUGGUGAUGUCGUAUGGGGGCCUGCGGGGGGCCGUCGCCUUUGCCCUGGUCAUCCUGCUGGACAGAGACAAGGUGCGAGCCAAGGACUACUUCGUGGCAACGACCAUUGUGGUGGUCUUCUUCACCGUCCUCGUGCAGGGUCUGACCAUCAAGCCGCUGGUGAAGUGGCUGAAGGUGAAGCGGAGCGACCAUCACAAGCCGACGCUGAACGAGGAACUGCACGAGCACGCCUUUGACCACAUUCUGGCAGCGGUAGAGGAUGUGGUCGGUCACCAUGGUUACCGUUACUGGCGAGACAGAUGGGAGCAGUUCGACAAGAGGUACCUGAGCCAGCUCCUGAUGCGGAAAUCGGCCUAUCGGCUCAAAGACGAAAUCUGGGACGUUUACUGCAAGCUGAAUAUCCGCGAUGCCAUCAGCUUUGUGGAUCAGGGUGGUCACGUGCUCUCCGCCUCGAGGCUUACGCUGCCCUCCAUGCCCAGCAGGACCUCCAUGUCGGAGUCGUCGGUCACAAACCUCCUGAGGGAAAGCGGCAGCGGCGCAUGUCUGGAUCUGCAGGUCAUCGACACCGUGAGGAGCAGGAGGGAUAAGGAAGAUGCUGUGAUGCACCAUGUGUUAUGCGGGAGCCUCUACAAACCGCGCAGGAGGUACAAGGCCAGCUACAGCCGCCACUUCAUCUCCCCGAGUACCCAAGAGCGGCAGGACAAGGAGAUAUUCCAGCAGAACAUGAAGAGGCGGCUGGAGACCUUCAAGUCCACGAAGCACAACGUCUGCUCCGCCAAGAGCAAGGCCAGGCUGAAGAAAGAUGGCAGGAAAAAGCAGAAGAAGAGUGCCGCGAAUGCCGAGCUGCCCAACGGAAAGCCACCCAGAAGCGUUACCUGGCAGCAGACGGCAGCUGCCGUUCUAGUGGCGGUCGACUCCGACGACGAGGAGAGUGACAGCUCUGAGACAGAGAAGGAGGAGGAUGAGGGGAUCGUCUUCAUCGCUCGAGCGACGGACGCGAUCCUGCAGGGCAAGAAGGCGUCUGGCAGCCUGGACGUCUGCCCGAGCCCCCGCAUCAUCCCCCCCUCGCCCACCUCGGCGGAGAGGGAGCUGCCGUGGAAGGGUGACCGGGGCGACCUCGCUGUUUACAUCUCCUCAGAAACCACCAAAAUUGUGCCAGUCGACAUGCAGGCCGCGUGGAAGCAAAGCAUCUCCUCACUGGAGAGUGUCGCCUCCCCGCCCGGGGCUGAGCCAGGCCCGUAUGCCAAGACAGUGGCUGGCCCGGCGCCGGAGGAGAGACAGAUGAUGCCAGAGCCACGCAGCUGCUUUCAGUUCCCCAAUCCUCUCUUGAGGAGCAGCAGGCCUCAGAGCGCCGGCAGCCCGGAAAGGACGGAGCAGCCGGAGCUGCAGCCUUUGAUGGCUCCGGACGAGCAUGGCAGGAUGAGUACGGCUGCCGGACCUGGCAACAGCAGGUGGCUAAUUCAGUUCAACAGACCCGCCAGAUUUUCAGAUGGAUAGCACGCUCAGCCCUCGCUGCAGUGCGGCCGCUCGCCUGGAGCUAGCCACCUGGCUUCGAACCUCAUGGGGGCUGUCUUGGUAAAGCAGAGGACGCGCAGGCGCGGUCGGAGAGCUUGGGGACGGGGAGGCCUUUCAGAGCUUGGGCUCGCACUGGGCCUGCAGCGGCCGUCGGCCGUUCAAAACUCCAAGCAGGUGGGCUGGCUGCCUGCUGUAAUAGUGUCCGUGCCUGUCCCAGUCCCUCCGCGCAGUGGGACUAACCAGAUCCUAAACCCAGCCCUUCCAAACCCUAAAGCACAAGGGCCCUUUCCUCCCCGCCUGGCUGGUUGGUGGCUCAGUCCGUGGCCUGGCUGUCCCACGACAGCCGAUUUCUCACCCCCCCUCUGCAUCGCGAGAGCUCCCAGGCAGGGGGUGGGGGGCUGCUCCGCAGUCCCUGCUGCCCGUUCCCCAGCCGGCAGCAGGAGCAAGGAAAGGCUCUAGAGCAACGGCACCUCGGCGGGAGCCCCCAGCCUCGGCAUUGCUUGGAGUGACCCGUCCCGUGUCGCGAGUGGCGUAGUACGAGGGGCUGGGGCGUGCCUGCCUGCAGGGCGCCACAGAGACACAUCAGCCCAGCUCUGGGCGUUCGUUGCAACAGGGACCAGCCCAGCUCCUAGCUGGGUAAGGAGCUGAAAAUAAAGUGCAGGUGAGCAUCCCUCAAUCAAACACCAGCCCGGAGCUGAGAGCUCAGGACGCUUCCCUUGCCUCUUCCCAGAGAUUGCUGGAGCUCUGCGUGUUUAGAUCACCCGUGUAAAUGCCCCUCACUGGGGUGUCUGGGCACUGACGUAUACUAACCGAAAAGACUCCCAGCACAGUGGGCUCCACUCUUGCCCGCUCAGCGCUUAGUACUUGGACCCAGUACAUCCUGUGAGUAGCUUCUGUCAGGCCCUGUCUACACACAGAGUUAAUCUGGAAUAGCUAGUGGGCUUUCAACUCAUCCCUCCCUUAAUCCAAAUUAACAGUCACAUGUAGACGAGCCUGACUGGGGACGGGGUUGGUGCGGGAGGGACUUUUCACUAGGCACUGCAGGGGGCUGCAUGUUCCCAUCUCCACCGCACUGACGCUAUCCUGUCUCCAGCGCCCUGGAGCCUCACGCGGGGCUCUCCCAGUCCCUGGGGCUCUGCCCAGCACAAGGGCCUGGGGGGGCGGGGGAGGGCCCAGGCAGUUGGGCUGUCCUCUGAGUCAGGGUCAGGUUUAUCCCUGAGACACCCUCACAGUCAAACCAAGUCAGUCUUCCCUGGAGAUGGGUUGAGACCUUGCCCUGGGUUGGGGAAGCAGACAUAAGGGGGGGGAAGGAUGGUACAUGCCGCAGCUCUGCCCGCAUGAGACAGCACGCACGCACUCCUGCCAGAUGGGGCAGCAUAGAGCUCGUGUGGGCUCCGCCAACCCCUGGCUCCCUCUCGCUGGGCAUGGAUGCCCUGCUGGCCCCUGAGAGACGACUUGCGCUUUGCUUAUUUUCCUCCUCACUGAGGAAAAGCAAAAACGUCCUGGCCCAGGUCUGCACGCUGGCAGAACAGAACUGAGCUGUUGCUCCCGCUGUAUUGUGCAGAGCUUCAUUAGACAGUCACCUGUCUCCUUCCUUACCUGCUUUGAUGAGCAGGGAAAGAGUUAACCAAGUUGGCAGUUAAAUCCUCCCCAGUGGGGACUGGAGUUAACCUGCACUGUGGUGAACAGGGCGGCUCCCGCCUCCCAGGGCUGGUGUCGGGCUCUCUGCAAACGCCGGCUGACAGUGCAUCAGUUACACUGGGGUCCCACGUGGAAGGUUGGGGAGUUGUCGCACACCCGUGUGUGCUCACGCCCUCCCUUUGGGGCACAGGCUAUUCUGCAAGCCAGAAACUCACCAGUGACGUCAGAACGAAGCUGUACCCUGACCAAAGCCACAGACCUUUCCCCGGCGUACCUUUCCUGCCCCUUGCCACAAGCCCCCUUCCCAUAGCUCCCUCUUCCCCCGGAGCUUGCUCAGCCCUUUCUGGACUCACCCGGUGGGGUCUGACAUCCCCGGUCACUGUUCGGAAAGGGGCUCUGGCUGACGAGGGCAGGCUGGCUCCUGGCCCUGCCCUGGUACCGGGGCAUUUGGUCACUCAAGCUUUGGUUCUUGAGCAGGGUGGGAGUUGUGCUUACUCCGGCUCCCAGAUGGCCCCAGCUCGCGCCCUCACCCCUGAAGGCAGAGAGGCCUGACCUCAUACACAUCCAGCACCACAGGCUGGGGUUCUAACCACUAGAUCCCGCUGCCACCUUCAGGGAGUUGGGGGAGAGCAGCAGCACCGUUACAUCCCCGAGAAAUCCCCCCCCCCCCCCCGGCUUUCAGGCAUGCCUCCAGCCCCGUGCCAUGGGCUCCAGCCCCUGCUCUAGUCAGGGCUCACUGGUGCACCUUCGAAGCCUCCGGCCCUGCACUUGGCAAUGCGUGUGAUCAGUGAGCCGCCCCUCGGGGGCUGAUGCGCAAAUGUACCGGCUAAGCGGAAAGGCUCCGUUACAGCUGCAGCUUAUUCCCCUCGCAGCUGGCCCCAGGCAGAGCCCGUGUGCCAAGCGUGGCGCGUCCCAUGCCACCAGCGGGAACGGCGCCCAGCAGCCACCGCACCAGAAACAGGCCUGUCUCGCAAGGGGAAAGUGAGGGGCUGCCAGUGGGAGUUAACAGCAGGCCAGCAUCACAGCUGGGCCAGGGGCUCUCAAUCACAGGUACCCCCCCAGGGUAGACAGCAUCCUUCCACAGGACCCCAGCUGUCCUCUCCCCUGCCCCCAUCCUGCACGGAGCGCUGCCUGGGAGUAGUAACCCAUAGGGCAGGCUGGGAGGUGAGUGGGUUUGGUGCCAUUUCCGGUGGUGCUCUGGUACAGUUAGGUAACAGCCCACUCGUAACCUGGAGCUGCUGAGGGGACAGGCCCCUAAACCACUCUAAGCCGGCUGGCUCGAGACCGAGCAGACCCAGAGCAGAUUUCGUUCCUUUCUGGUCACGACACGGGCGGCCCCAUAGCAUUGGUCUCUGGAGCCCUUCUGUCUGCUCGCUUGCUUCAUGGUGUCCUCAGUGGAGGUGCGCUGCCGUACUUGGCUUAUGGGGUGGGGAGGGAGGGGGUUACAUUGGUUUGCAUUACUCGUACUAUAUGUGGGGUUUUGAUGAUUUCUGAGAUCAGGCCAUAAUGAAGCCUUUAGCUCGGUCGCGUUUUCUGCAGCAAAUGAUGAACGCGUGACUCUAUGAAUUGCAGUGAAUAUUGUUUUCUCGUGAAAAGACAUGCAGAGUAUUUUGUAGCUUGCAUUGGAAACAAUAAACGACUCCGCAGCCA
This is a messenger RNA of Malaclemys terrapin pileata, 5970 nucleotides long. RefSeq names its product solute carrier family 9 member A5 (gene SLC9A5). Gene Ontology annotation, biological process: regulation of pH; sodium ion transport; proton transmembrane transport. Lineage: Eukaryota; Metazoa; Chordata; Testudines; Emydidae. The coding region runs from base 1 to 2661 and encodes 886 amino acids. The transcript is spliced from 16 exons. The record is from RefSeq and is a predicted model, not a curated record. Gene Ontology annotation, cellular component: membrane. Gene Ontology annotation, molecular function: sodium:proton antiporter activity.